AUGCGAAUGGAAGUUCGAGACGGGAAGAAGACAGCAAAUCUCGACCUAUUUCGCCCUCUCAUUCGAGCUGUCGUUGACAACAAUACCAACGACAAUGCCAUUUGGGCUGCCGUCUUUUGCCUCCUCGACCCCCGCGCCACCAUCGCACAAACGCCUGUUGAUACCAACUCGACUUGGGGCAUCCCACUGUUGCCGUCGUCGACAGACAAGGACAAGAACCUGUGGGAAGAGAAAAUCAAUGACUGUCCCAUUAACCCACCAACCGGGCACGUCAUCAGCAGGUUUCGUACAGUUGAGCAACUGCUGGAAUCUAUGCGAGAUGCGAUCAAAACACACCGAUAUCUCUACCUCACCCGCAACAUUCUCCACCGCAGUAUCUCUCCAAACAACAUCAUCAUAACGAACCCCAAAAUCACAAAUGGCCUAAAGGGCAUGCUGAUCAAUUUGGACAUGGCGGCCAAGGUUCGAGAGGACGGCCAGAACCCGAGCGGACAACCAACAACUGACACACUCCCGUUUAUGGCGAUUGAAGUAUUGCGCAACAUGGACCACACCUACCGCCACGACCUCGAAUCGUUCUUCUACGUCCUCCUUUGGGUGUGUGCGCGCCAAUCGUGGUCUAACGGAUUUUCCGGUAAAGACGAGCAGACACCUGAUAAGAGCUUUCUUGAUCGAUGGGGGAAUGGUCAUUUGGAGCAUAUCGCUUUGAACAAGAAACACGACAUGGCGUCCCGAGAUUUAUAUGAAGGACUGAUGAAUCAAUUUCCAAAGUCGUUGGACCCUGUGAAGCCGCUUUGUUUCCGUAUCAGGAAGAUUCUUUUUGCCCCGUAUGACCAAAAGGGAAGGAUGCUCUUGGGAACCCCGGAAGGAAACCCGGAUCAGCUCUAUAGGCCUAUUAUAGAUGCUUAUAAUCAGGUUAUUGACAGACUGUAGAGGGCGCACAGUAAUGAGGGGAAGUACAAUGGAAAAUGUGGUUGAUCUCUUGUUGUUUGAGUGGUAAAGGUAAGGAGGAACUCAGUCUAGAAAGAAGGGCAGUUCGCAGUCCGAUGGGUUUGGGUGCUUGGUCAGGGACAGUCGUUUAAACACGGGACACAGUCAUUUUAGUAAGCUUGAUCUUGGUUAGCCAUUUCAGGGCACGGAUAUCUCCAUGCUACUAAACGCAAGCAGUGAUCCGUGCGUUUCCCUGC
This is a messenger RNA of Neurospora crassa OR74A, 1187 nucleotides long. RefSeq lists its product as hypothetical. The record is from RefSeq and is a predicted model, not a curated record. The transcript has a single exon. NCBI's taxonomy places the organism in Eukaryota, Fungi, Ascomycota, Sordariomycetes, Sordariales, Sordariaceae. Bases 1 to 933 code for a protein of 310 amino acids. Gene Ontology annotation, molecular function: ATP binding; protein kinase activity. Gene Ontology annotation, biological process: protein phosphorylation.